Messenger RNA from Rasamsonia emersonii CBS 393.64, 1701 nucleotides. RefSeq lists its product as uncharacterized. Lineage: Eukaryota; Fungi; Ascomycota; Eurotiomycetes; Eurotiales; Trichocomaceae. The coding region runs from base 1 to 1701 and encodes 566 amino acids. The transcript has 9 exons. The record is from RefSeq and is a predicted model, not a curated record.
AUGGCAGGCAAGUCUGAUGAAGAAUUGCACAGACGCCUCGAGGACCAAGCUUGGCCCCAUCGUCAGAACCAUGUCGAUCCUACUCCGGACCACACCAUCCAGACUAACCAGAUUGGGGGCCUGAACUUGGAGAAAGGCGCCAAUCACUCGGCCGCCAAACCCUCCAUCGUUGGUGCACGUCUCCCGUGCUCUAAAACGAGCUGUCUCGGACUAGAUAGAUGCAACAAUGGAAGACUCGACAAAGAACAUACCUUUCAACGAGCACGAGGCCAGCAUGGAACCAAAAGGCGAAAUCACCCCCCAGGAAACGCACUAUAUCACAGGAGUUCGACUCCAUCUGAUCACGGCAGCAUUGUGCAUGUGCCUCUUCCUGACGAAUCUCGAGAUACCGAUCGUGACCACGGCCCUGGUUGGCAUGACAAUGGAUCUGGGAGGUUUCAGUCAGAUCAAUUGGAUCAUUUCGGCGUAUCUGCUGGGUUACGUUGGUAUUGGAGGCGCUGGGAACUAUUCUCUCUGUUCGGUCAUGUUCCUGGAGUUGGUGCCUCCGGAGAAGUAUGCCAAGUACACGAGUUCGGUAUCGGUGGUGUAUUCGCUGUCGCUGCUCUUGGGACCCAUCUUCGGCGGUGCCAUCAGUCAAUCGUCAACGUGGAGAUGGGUCUUUUUAUUGAACAUACCACCUGGAGCACUUGCUGGACUGGUGAUCAUCCUCGCGCUCCCGAACCGGUUUCCCUAUCAUGCAACACCCAAUGCCCGCAAAGGAUUCUCCCUGCGCCAAUAUAUCGGCGAGACCGUGCAGCGCGUGGACUUUCUGGGCACUGGACUGCUUCUCGUCGCUACGCUUUUCCUCGUGGCCUCCCUGGAAGAAGUCAAUCACGAGUUCGCAUGGCGGUCUGCCUUUGUGAUCACCCUGCUUGUUAUAUCUGGGAUUGCCUGGAUCUUGUUCCUGGUCUGGGAACGACAAGUCACCCUGCAUUCCGAUACUCGGGAGCCAGUGUUUCCAUGGAGGUUUGUCCAGAACAGGAUCUGGAUGGGGAUGCUACUCAACUCCAUUUUCCUCGGCGGGACUUGGUUCGUCACCAUCUUCCAACUCCCGCAGCGUUAUCAGAUCGUCAACGGUCUGUCUCCGUUGCAGGCAGGAAUCCGAUUUAUUCCUUUCACCCUCGCUGCGCCCGUUGGAUCUGUGAUAGCACCCACUAUCGGCAAGGCCCUCAAACUGCCGCUGGUCUAUCUCGUUCUCGCGGCGUCGAUCAUCCAGGUCAUUGGUUACUCACUGCUGUCGACCCUACCCGAGUCUCCCGCCAUCUCCGCCUCGCAGUACGGAUAUCAAAUCAUCGCCGGCUUUGGCUGCGGGAUCAACAUCUCGCUUCUAAUCCUCAUGACACCGUUCGCGGUGGAGGGCCGAGACAAAGCUGUCGCCAUGGGAGCCGUCGCUCAAUUCCGUGUCAUGGGCGGCGUCAUCUGCCUGGCAAUCGUGACAUCUGUGUUCAACGGCACUAUUCGAAGCGGGCUGAAGGAUUUUCUGUCCCCGGAUCAGAUCGAUGCGGUGCUUCGAUCGACCGAAGUCAUCUCCACAUUCCCUCCCAUGGUGCAGGACAUGACGCGCGUGGUGUUUUUACGGGGCUACAGUCUUCAGUUCAAAAUCCUCACUGGGUUCGCGGGAGGGCAGAUUCUAUCAUCGUUUCUGAUGUGGAAGAAGAAUAA